CUUGCGUAUUCGUUACUCAGAGAGCAGUAAAUACCGCCAUGUGUUCAACUAAUCAAACCCGAUUACCUGUCUUCCUGCGUGCUUGCUUGGUCCAAAAUCCGAAUCCCCCAUUCACACACACUCUCGGUUCUAAUAAUUUCAAUCAAGGUCCGUGACUGAGUUCUUGUAUUUAGUCUUUCUGUUCGGUAAACUGACCCGCAGCUGCCGCGUGGGGACUUCUCUUCGGACCCCAGAGUCUUUCUUCCGUGUUUUUACGCUACAGGCUCUUCCUGAGGCUCAAUGCGUUAUGACUUGAGAGGCUUCUGUCAGAUUAUUAGAAAAAGGGGAAUUCGUUGAGCUUUGGUUCUGAAGAUUUGUGCGAUCAGAUAAUCUAUCACUUACUGCAGAUCAAUCCGUUGCAAUGAAGUGUUUUCCAUUCCACUACAGAGAGAAGAAGGAAGAACCGAUGAGCAUGAAGUCAACUUCGGGUCGGUCCAACAGUUCCACAAAUGCUGAGGAUGAUAUGAGAAGAUCUGGUUCUGAAUUGAAUUCUAAGGAUCCUUCAGAAAACAGUGCAGAGUUCCUCAGGAGGACUGCAUUACCCAGUUUGUCUCAAAGACCCAGCAAUCUGAAAGUUUUCACUGUUCCUGAACUAAAAUCAGCCACAAAGAAUUUCAGUCGCUCUGUUAUGCUUGGAGAGGGAGGGUUUGGGUGUGUAUACAAGGGAUUCAUCAAGACAGGAGAGGAUUCUAACAGAAAAAUUGAAGUUGCAGUUAAACAACUUGGUAAAAGAGGAGUGCAGGGGCAUAAGGAAUGGGUGACAGAAGUGAAUGUUCUGGGCAUUGUUGAGCAUCCGAAUCUGGUAAAACUAGUGGGUUACUGUGCGGAUGAUGAUGAAAGAGGAAUCCAGCGUCUUCUGAUUUAUGAAUAUAUGCCCAACAGAAGUGUGGAACACCACUUAUCACCCCGUUCUGAGAAUCCUCUCUCAUGGAGUAGAAGAUUGAAAAUUGCUGAAGAUGCAGCUCGUGGCUUAACAUACCUGCACGAGGAAAUGGAUUUUCAGAUAAUCUUUAGGGACUUCAAAUCUUCAAACAUCCUCCUGGAUGAGCAUUGGAAUGCAAAGCUAUCAGACUUUGGGUUAGCUAGAUUGGGACCACCUGAAGGAUUAACUCACGUCUCAACAGCGGUUGUGGGAACAAUGGGUUAUGCGGCUCCUGAAUAUGUUCAAACUGGCCGUCUGACAUCCAAGAGUGAUGUAUGGAGCUAUGGCGUCUUCCUUUAUGAACUCAUCACUGGCCGGCGCCCUUUUGAUCGAAAUCGUCCAAAGGGUGAGCAGAAACUCUUGGAAUGGGUGAGGCCAUACUUAUCAGAUGGGAAGAAAUUUCAACUAAUAUUGGAUCCAAUGCUCGAAAGGAAACACGUUUUCAAGUCAGCGCAAAGACUUGCUAUUGUAGCUAACCGAUGUUUAGUCAAAAACCCAAAGAGUCGUCCUAAGAUGAGCGAGGUAUUGGAUAUGGUGAAUCAGAUUGCGCAAUCUUCAUUGAGUGCAAGUCCAGAACUACCCCUGAAGAAUUUCGCAUCAGCGCGAACGUUGCAAGAAACCAAAUUAAAGAACAAGAGAAGGAUUAUGGACCAGAAAACUGGAGAAACUAAUUGGUUUUUUAGGAUGUGGAGGCCAAAACAUCAAAGAGCUAGUUGAUUAUUGUAGCGUUAAGUCGAUCAAAUGUGUUAGUUGAAGGCAAAGCAGCUGCUGCUUCUUUAUGACAGGAAUCAUUAAUCAUUGCCCUACUGAUACACGCCGAAGAACACAUGUAUAUUUCCUAACUACAUCACCUCACAUAGAAUGAGGUGAGAAGCACUGUUCAUAGCUUAUAUAUAUUUAAGCCGUUGUCCUGUGUUUUAUUUAUUAUUAAUCCUUUGAUUUUACAUUGUCUAGCUUUUUGAGGAAAUGUAAAGGAAUGCUAUUUAAGUCGGAAGAGGAAUAAUUUGAUUUCCGAGGCAGAUAUGCUAGUGGCAUAGGUUGAGUCGGGGAAAGUUGGGUUUAAAAGGAAUGAAGUCCAUUUGAAAUGGGCCAGCACUGACCCGGCUCAGGGGUUAGUCUCCACCCCCCCGGGUCUUAAAUGUGUGUGAAACAGUUUAAUUGCAAUUAUGAAUUUAUCUUUGUUUA
Neltuma alba is the source of this 2146-nucleotide messenger RNA. Its product is annotated as serine/threonine-protein kinase PCRK1. The transcript has 5 exons. The record is from RefSeq and is a predicted model, not a curated record. Gene Ontology annotation, molecular function: ATP binding; protein kinase activity. The coding region runs from base 401 to 1678 and encodes 425 amino acids. Gene Ontology annotation, biological process: protein phosphorylation. NCBI's taxonomy places the organism in Eukaryota, Viridiplantae, Streptophyta, Magnoliopsida, Fabales, Fabaceae.